Messenger RNA from Populus euphratica (Euphrates poplar), 3194 nucleotides. Its product is annotated as probable LRR receptor-like serine/threonine-protein kinase At1g07650. Gene Ontology annotation, biological process: protein phosphorylation. The coding region runs from base 16 to 3084 and encodes 1022 amino acids. Lineage: Eukaryota; Viridiplantae; Streptophyta; Magnoliopsida; Malpighiales; Salicaceae. Gene Ontology annotation, molecular function: protein kinase activity; protein binding; ATP binding. The transcript is spliced from 24 exons. The record is from RefSeq and is a predicted model, not a curated record.
AGCCUAUGAAAGUUAAUGGUCAUCAAGGAGAGAGUUCAAAGUUCAUUACUUACAGAGAAAGAACAUCGUUGCUACAGUUCUGAUAUUUUGAGGAUGACAUUCAUCUUACGUAUGCUGAUGAUACUAAUGUUUUGCAUUGGAGCAAUCAAGCUGGAGGCAGAAGCCGGGCUUCUUGCUCCAGAUGAAGUGGAUGCUUUGCUUGAAAUAGCAACGCAAGUGGGGAAAAAAGACUGGAAUAAUAGCGUGGAUCCUUGCAGCAAUGAGACAAGCUGGGUAACACCACCUUCACCUCAAAGGCCAAUGUUUGAUAAUAAUGUUGUUUGCAAUUGCUCAUUUGGGGGUGUGUGCCACAUUGUUUCCAUAUUUCUCAAAGGGCAGGAUCUUGCUGGCAGUCUCCCGAAAUCUAUUGUGAAACUACCUUACCUUACGCAUCUUGAUCUGUGGGCGAACUACCUGAGUGGUAACAUACCACCGGAAUGGGCUAAUACAAAGCUGGAAAUAUUGUCUAUUGCUGUUAACCGCUUAACUGGACCAAUUCCUAGCUAUCUGGGAAAGAUCAUCACACUCAGAUACUUGAACCAUCAAAAUAAUAUGUUUUCUGGAAUAGUUCCCCCUGAGCUUGGAAACUUGGUUAACCUGGAGACUAUCAUUCUUAGUGCCAACAAUUUGACUGGAGAGCUACCCCUGGCUCUCUCUAAUUUGAUGAAAUUAAAGGAUCUUAGGCUUAGCAGUAAUAACUUCAUUGGAAGAAUACCGGAUUUUAUUCAAAGCUGGAAACAACUUGAUAUAUUAGAGAUCCAGGCCGGUGGUUUCUCAGGGCCCAUUCCUUUAAACAUUUCUCUCUUGAACAGUCUAACUCAGUUAAGAAUCAGUAACUUACUUGGAGAUGGUUCGGAGUUUCCAAACCUAGAAUCUAUGCAAAACAUGACCUAUUUGAUGCUGAGCAACUGCAACUUGUCAGGAUCUUUUCCCAGAAACUUGACUGAAAUGAAACGACUGAAAGUUUUGGAUCUCAGUUUCAACAGAUUGAAAGGAGAUCUUCCAACAGAUUAUGAUGACCUAAUAAGCUUGGAGAAAAUGUAUGUUACAAGGAACAUGCUUUCCGGACCCAUCCCGCCCUGGAUCCAGAACAGAAAUACUCGCUAUGAAUUUGAUCUUUCUUACAACAAUUUCACUGAAAUCCCCACGCCAACUAAUUGUAAAGAAACACUAAAUUUGUUCAAAAGUUCUUGGGGAGGGAACUACUCGAAGCCUGUCGAGUGUCUCAGUGAUUAUUGUUCAAAAGAUCAAUACUCGGUGCACAUAAAUUGUGGCGGAUCAGAAACCACCGUUGGAAAUACCAUCUAUGAAGCAGAUGAUGAGCCAGGAGGCGCAACAAAAUAUGUACCCAAAAGAGAGGUUUGGCAAAUAAGUACCACAGGACAUGUCUGGGAUGUUAAACCUUCCGAAGACGACUACAUAGCACAAAAUAUGUCCAUACUAAGAAUGAACAACUCUCAACUGUACACAAAAGCUCGCCUCACUCCUUUGUCUCUCACAUACCACGUGCGUUGUCUUGUUAAUGGGAAUUACAAUGUGAAGCUUCACUUUGCUGAAAUAGUAAUGAGGGACAACAGAUCCUUCUAUAGUCUUGGAAGACGGAUAUUUGAUGUUUAUAUUCAGGACAGAAUUGUGUUGAAGGAUUUUGAUAUUGAAAAGGCAGCACAAGGGGUAGAUAAGGUAUACAUUCAUAAUUCUACAGCGAAAGUUACAGAUAGAGCUUUAGAGAUCCGCCUUCAUUGGGCUGGGAAAGGGACAACAACGUCACCGAAAAUUGGAAUAUACGGUCCACUAAUAUCGGCCAUUGAUAUAGAAUCUGAAUUCAAGCCUCCUACGAAAGGCAAGAGGAAGAAGCUCAUUGUGGCUGGGUCUGUGGUUUUGCUGUUGUUCCUCAUUUUCAUACUUCUAUCCGUGCUUUGGUGGAAAGGUUAUCUGGGAGGAAGGAAAUCAAGGGAUCAAGAACUUGUUGGGCUAGAUCUGCUAACUGGUAUCUUUACCUUCGAACAAAUCAAAGCUGCAACAAAUGACUUUGAUCCAGCAAACAAACUUGGAGAAGGUGGUUUUGGCGCUGUCUACAAAGGAGUACUAUCAGAUGGUACUAUGAUUGCGGUUAAGCAGCUAUCAGCAAAAUCAAAGCAAGGAAAUCGUGAAUUUGUGAACGAAAUAGGCAUGAUUUCUGCAUUGCAACACCCAAAUCUUGUUAGAUUGUAUGGAUGUUGCAUCAAUGGGAAGGAACUACUACUGGUUUAUGAAUACAUGGAAAACAAUAGCCUUGCACAUGUUUUGUACGGCAAAAAGGAGGGCCAGCUAAAUCUAGACUGGCCUACAAGGCAGAGGAUUUGUGUUGAUAUAGCAAAAGGUCUAGCUUUCCUGCAUGAGGAGUCCACACUCAAAAUUGUUCAUAGAGACGUAAAAACUACCAAUGUUCUCCUUGACGGGAACAUGAAUGCCAAAAUAUCUGAUUUUGGCAUGGCAAAGCUUGACGAGGAGGACAACACCCAUAUCUCCACCAGAGUUGCUGGAACAAUGGGAUACAUGGCACCAGAAUAUGCUUUAUAUGGUCGCUUGACCUCCAAGGCAGAUGUUUACAGUUUCGGUAUUGUCGCACUGGAAAUUGUUGCUGGGAUGAGCAACAUGAGUUUCCAACAUAAUGAAAGUUUCGUAUGCCUCCUAGAUUGGGCGUUGAGUUUACAACAAAAUGGAGACAUAAUGGAGCUUGUUGAUCCAAGAUUAGGUUCUGACUUCAAGAAGAAAGAAGCAGCUAGGAUGAUUAAAGUAACACUGCUAUGCACAAACCAAUCUCCCGCACUAAGACCUACAAUGUCUGCCGUAGUAAGAAUGCUUGAAGGAAAGGGUGAUGUUCAGGAAUUAGUCGUGGAUCCAAGUACAUUCGGCGAUUCAUUGAGGUUUAAGAGUUUCCAAGGCAACUCUGAUCAAUCUUCAGUCCUGAGUAUCGACGAAACUCAGUCCCUCGUGCGUUCAUCAGAUAGAACAUGGGAUGGUCCUUCAUCUUCAUCUGCCCAGGAUAUGUAUCGUGAUCAUUAAUAAUGAUCCUAACAUGUACGGAUGUCCAUUAAUAGUCCUCAGAGUCACAAUCUUACAACUGAAAUGAGUCUCACUUUGUAUAGAAUUAAAUAAAUAUCUUCAAAUAAUAA